Molecule: messenger RNA, 1191 nt
Organism: Diatraea saccharalis (sugarcane borer)
Lineage: Eukaryota; Metazoa; Arthropoda; Insecta; Lepidoptera; Crambidae
Source: the annotation of a GenBank genome assembly
UUAGUAAGGAAAAUCACUUUUAUAUGCAACCACACUGUUUGUAUUUUCAAUUUUCGUUUCAACAAGUUUUCGGCGCGGUUUUAUUUCUUUACAUAUCUGAACGUAAAUAUAAUGAAUAAUGAUUAUAUUUCUAAAAUACCACUUAUUGCGAACCAAGUACUGAAUCAUGUGGAGAGUCACGGAUCUAAUAAUCGUAAUAAUAUGUUUUUAACAAAGUUGUAGUUAUGGUUUACUGUGAUAGAAAGGAGUCCAGCCCAAAACCUUUUGUUUUUUUCCUCUUUAACACACAGUUAUAUAAUCAGUAAGGCUACAUAAUUUGAUAUAAUUUUUAUUUAAAGUUUCAGACGAAGAUUUAGCUCUACUGCAUUCUGUUUUUGGCCCAGUCUUACAAAGAGCUUGUGACAUCUUAGAGAAGCAGCAUACGCUCAUAGAGUACACCACAUCAAAUAAAGGCAGGACACUUAUUGAAAUUAAGGGAGAAAACAACCAUUGUUACAGGGUAUUUCCCAAAAUAAACUAUUGCCCUUGUCAAGCUUUUAAACACCAAGUUUUAGAGAAGAAAACUGACGUUUGUUGCAAACAUAUCUUAGCUGCCCGCCUGGCACAGAUAUUAAACAGAACAGUUUGUCACCAAGUUACACAUGACCAGUAUCUAAUGCUUGUUCAGUCUAUGUUCGAUUUAGAAGAAAAAAAUGGAUGACGGUCUCUCUGUUUAUUAUUUUACUGCUUCUAUGGACUCUGGCAGAACGCUUUGCAGUUUACUUAAGGCCAUACAGUUUCAGGAGUCGGCUGUAUUUUGCGCUUUACCAGAAGGCUUGAAACUGACAGUGGAGGAAGGAAAAUGUGUACAAGCUUCUGCAUAUGUACCUUCGGAUAACUUCACAGAGUACCAUGUCAGAGAAAAUGUGGAUGUCAUGUUCAAGAUAAGUAUUGCUGUGUUGGCUGAAUGCUUAAACAUAUUUGGAUCUGGUGAAGAGUCCAGCCUGAAGAUGUAUUAUAGGGCUGAAGGAUCUCCUUUGCUUUUAGUGUAUGUAUUAACUUUGUUAUUAUUUUCAUCAUAUUUUAUGUGUACUAGUAAGUUAUAGAGUUUUGCAUUUAUUUUUAUUGGAACCUCAUUUAAGACUACAUUUUAGGUAUAAACAACAUAGGUAUAGACACUAUACUCCAUGAAUUAUAUCAUUAGACAGAAGU